This is a messenger RNA of Jatropha curcas, 2052 nucleotides long. It is a transcript of the gene HD1, whose product is annotated as histone deacetylase 1. Gene Ontology annotation, molecular function: histone deacetylase activity. Gene Ontology annotation, cellular component: nucleus. The record is from RefSeq and is a predicted model, not a curated record. Gene Ontology annotation, biological process: epigenetic regulation of gene expression. Lineage: Eukaryota; Viridiplantae; Streptophyta; Magnoliopsida; Malpighiales; Euphorbiaceae.
GGCUUGAUAGUAAGUAAUGCAAAUUAUGUUUUCCUUCUCGAACUAUAUAAUUUGAGUUGAGUUGGGAGAUCCAAAGCCGGUUCAUAUAUAUAAAACGUUGCAGCACAAGAAAGAACAUUUUGUUUUACUUUCCAUAGUUCUUUCUACAAAUUACGCGAGCAAGGAAGAAGAAGAAAGGUUAUCUAUCUAGAAACCUUUGUUAUAUCGAUAGAGAAUUGGUAAUUGCUUAGAAAAUACUGAUAAUAGAAUUUAAAAGAAAAAAUGGAGACUGGGGGGAAUUCUCUACCUUCAGGUGCUGAUGGGGUGAAGAGAAAGGUUUGCUAUUUUUAUGAUCCAGAGGUGGGCAAUUACUAUUAUGGUCAGGGUCACCCCAUGAAGCCCCACCGCAUUAGAAUGACACAUGCUCUUCUUGCCCACUAUGGUUUGCUUCAGCACAUGCAAGUGCUUAAGCCAUUUCCUGCUCGAGACAGGGAUCUUUGCCGCUUCCAUGCUGAUGAUUACGUGGCUUUUCUCCGCAGCAUUACCCCUGAAACCCAGCAGGACCAGCUUAGACAACUCAAACGCUUUAAUGUUGGCGAAGAUUGUCCCGUAUUUGAUGGCCUUUACUCUUUCUGCCAAACUUAUGCUGGCGGCUCUGUUGGUGGUGCUGUUAAAUUAAAUCAUGGUCUUUGUGACAUUGCUAUCAAUUGGGCUGGUGGCCUUCAUCAUGCUAAGAAGUGCGAAGCUUCUGGCUUUUGCUAUGUCAAUGACAUUGUUCUCGCAAUCUUGGAGCUUCUUAAGACGCAUGAGCGUGUUCUCUAUGUCGAUAUAGACAUUCACCAUGGUGACGGUGUGGAGGAGGCAUUUUACACCACUGACAGAGUCAUGACUGUUUCAUUUCAUAAAUUUGGAGAUUAUUUUCCUGGUACAGGGGAUGUACGUGAUAUUGGAUAUUCAAAAGGGAAAUACUACUCUCUUAAUGUUCCACUGGAUGAUGGAAUUGAUGACGAGAGCUAUCAUUACUUGUUUAAGCCAAUAAUAGGAAAAGUAAUGGAAGUUUUCAAACCUGGUGCUGUGGUUCUUCAAUGUGGCGCUGACUCAUUAUCCGGGGAUAGAUUAGGAUGCUUUAAUCUUUCGAUCAAGGGCCAUGCUGAGUGUGUUAAAUUUAUGAGAUCUUUCAAUGUGCCAUUAUUACUACUGGGUGGUGGUGGUUACACAAUUCGGAAUGUUGCUCGCUGCUGGUGCUAUGAGACAGGUGUUGCACUUGGAAUGGAAGUUGAUGACAAGAUGCCGCAGCAUGAGUAUUACGAGUACUUUGGUCCAGACUAUACCCUCCACGUUGCUCCUAGUAACAUGGAAAAUAAGAAUUCGCAUCAGAUACUCGAGGAAAUACGUUCUAAACUUCUUGAUAAUCUCUCCAAGCUUCAGCAUGCUCCCAGUGUCCAAUUCCAAGAAAGACCACCCAAUACUGAGCUUCCAGAGGCAGAUGAAGAUCAGGAUGAUGCAGAUGAGAGAUGGGAUCCGGAUUCUGACAUGGAUGUUGAUGAUGACCGCAAGCCCUUACCAAGCAGAGUGAAGAGAGAAAUAGUUGAGACUGAGACAAAAGAUCCAGAGAGUCAGAAAAUGAUUGCUGAGCAUCCCAGAGGCUUCGAGACAACAGUAGAUGAGUCCGCAAGUGCAAAGGCUUCGGAUAUUGGUCCAAUGCAAAUUGAUGAAUCAAGUGUGAAAAUUGAACAAGAAAACAUGAACAAGACCUCCGAUCAAGUCUUCUCCAAGCCGUGAAUGGAAGAUCAAUACUGUGUUGAAAUCAGCUAAAUUUCUGUAUGUAAGUUGUUUUGCCAAACAAUUAAAGUCUUAAAAUUUUACAAGUCCUAAAAUGAUUUAGUUUCUCAAUAUGGAUAAUUUGAACUUUAAAGAAAAACAAGUUGUAUGGGCAUUUUAUGAACUUGGAAAUGCGGGUUUACUUAUACAACAGAGUGGUUUAAACGUGCAAACUUGUAUUGAAUGUCUUAAACAUAACUUCACAUUGUAAUAGUUUCAGUAAACUGGUAUUAACCUUGUCCUUGUUAACAA